Messenger RNA from Limanda limanda (common dab), 2517 nucleotides. It is a transcript of the gene il17rd, whose product is annotated as interleukin 17 receptor D. Lineage: Eukaryota; Metazoa; Chordata; Actinopteri; Pleuronectiformes; Pleuronectidae. The record is from RefSeq and is a predicted model, not a curated record. Gene Ontology annotation, molecular function: interleukin-17 receptor activity; protein binding. The transcript is spliced from 16 exons. Bases 1 to 2517 code for a protein of 838 amino acids.
AUGGCGGCUCCUCGCACUUUCUUCAUCUCCCUCUCCACCUUCUUUCUGCUUUUAUAUGUUCCUGGUGGAUCUACGACCUCAGGAACCAGGAACCCGAACCAGGAGAAAUGUGGCUUCAAGGUGCAGUCGGGAGCAGAUGGAAGUCGCAGGUUGGCCGUCACCUUCAGAGCUGAGAACUGUUCAAUAAACUACCCGCUGGGGAAACAUGUCAUCCACGAGGUCGCCAACGUCUCCUUCAGCCACCUGUCCUGUGAAGACCAGGCCGCUGUGGUGGUCCACUGGUCCCCAAGUCCACUAGGGAUCGAACACAUUAAAGGCUUCAGAGUUUAUCUGGAGGACAAGAAUCCAGAAGGGAAACAGUGUCAACAUCUCAUCCUCAAAGAUCCACGACAACUCAACUUCUCUCACAAGAGCACGAAGCUGAGCAGUCAGCCGUUCAGCGGUUUGACUUUCGACACCGACUACAUGGUUCGUGUUGUUCCUUUCCCGACUCUGAUGAACGAGAGCUUCUUCCCUCCAUCCUUCCUCAGGACCAACUCGUGUGAAGUCCUCCUGGGAUCAGACAACUUAGUUUGCAAACCAUUCUGGAAGCCGAAGACCCUGAACGUGUCCCAGCUGGGCGCCAACCUGCACGUGGCGUUCGACCAGGCUCCGCCCUCCUUCGGCUUCCACUUCUACAACCUGUACUACAAGCUGAGGCACGACGGGCCUUUCAAACUGCAGCGCUGCAAACCAGACGUGAACCAGCUCAGAACUACAUGCAUCCUCCAGAACGUCACUCCAGGAACCUACACUGUAGAGCUGAGAGACGACGGGAACACGACCAGGAGACAGACGCAGUACUACGUCAGCCAGGUCCACUCCGCCUGGGCGGGGCCUAUCCGUGCCAUGGCCAUCACGGUGCCUCUGGUCCUAAUGUCCGCCUUCGCCACUCUCUUCACUGUCAUGUGUCGCAAGAAACAGCAGGAAAACAUCUACAGCCAGCUGGACGAGGAGAGCAGCGAGUCCUCCAAUCAGAGCGCAGCGUUGAACCCGGAGCGGCCGUGGCCUCGACCCAAAGUCUUCAUCUGCUACUCCAACAGAGACUGUCCCAAGCACACCAGCGUCAUCCAGAGCUUCGCCUACUUCCUGCAGGACUUCUGCAACUGUGAGGUUGUGUUGGACCUGUGGGAACAUCUGGAGAUGUGUAAGGAGGGUCAGAUGUCGUGGCUCAGCCGCCAGCUGGACGACGCCAACUACAUCAUCACCGUCUGCUCCAAAGGACUCCGCUACUAUGUGGAGAAGAAGAGUCGCCGAGGGAAGACGCCAGUCAGUCGCCGUAGCAACAGUAGCAGCAGCGCCCCGAUCUGUGGAUCUGGCAGUGACCUGUUCACGGUGGGCGUGGCCAUGGUCGCUGAGAAGCUGCGCAUGGCGAAGCAGAGUGAAGGCGGGGGGGCUCAGGAGCUGAACCGCUACAUGGCGGUCUACUUCGACUACUCCACGGAAAACGACAUCCCCACCAUGUUGAGUUUGGCUCCCAGAUUCAAGCUGAUGGACCAGCUGCCUCAGCUCUUCAGCCGCCUCCACUCCAGUCAGUCCAGCCUGAGCGACCGCGAGCAGCAGCCGCUCAACGUCUCCAGGAGGAACUACUUCAGGAGCAAGUCCGGCCGCUCGCUCUACGUCUCCAUCUGCAACAUGCACCAGCACAUCAGCCAGAACCCCGACUGGUUCGAGAAGCAGCUGGCUCCAGCCGUCGCCUCCUCGGCCUCCUCCAAACAUUCUCCUCUCCCCACCGUCCCGGGGUCCAGUCCUCCGGAGACUCCCUGCGCCUCCUCCUCCUCCUCGCCGCCGCCCGAGCGGAGGUUUGACUCCGGUUUGGUUCUGAAUGAGGUGGCGGUGAGGACGCCGCCGCUGGAGGGCAGGAACGGAGUCCCGAAAAGGAACAUGCUCCUGCUGGCUCCUGGCUCCAGUCCCAGUCUCAACCUCAGCUCCAAUCCCAGUCCUAGUCCUGGUCUUUGCCCCAGUCCUGGAGUCUGUCCCAGUCCAGGUCUGCCACACUGCUCUGGUUCCCUGCGUGGACCCACUUCAAGGUCCAGCUCUGGAGUGUCUGGACUUUCCCCUGAAGAAUCCUCCUCCACCUCCUCCUCUGCUCCAUCCAUCCUGCAGGAGGGGCUGUUUCCUGGCUCCACCCAGGAAGAAGAAGGCCACCCCAGCCCUCCGGAGCUCCCCCCUCCUCGGGAUUCCGGCAUCUACGACUCGUCGGUCCCUUCGUCGGAGCUGUCCAUUCCCCUGAUGGAGGGACUGUCACAUGACCAGGCCGACUCCUCCUCCGUAGCCGACAGUGAAUCCUCCUCUUCGGGCCUGGGGGACGAGGAGCCGUCUGUCCUCACGUCGCUCCACUGCAGCUCGGCCACAGUGUGUAAAGCGGAGCUGCACCACCACCACCACCUGGAGCACAGUGAGGGACUCGCUCCGGUGCACCACCACCACCACCACCUGGAGCACAGUGAGGGACUCGCUCCUGUGGCCUCACUGUAG